Molecule: messenger RNA, 1205 nt
Organism: Melitaea cinxia (Glanville fritillary)
Lineage: Eukaryota; Metazoa; Arthropoda; Insecta; Lepidoptera; Nymphalidae
Product: stress response protein nst1-like
Exons: 4
Coding region: 1-1014 (337 amino acids)
Source: RefSeq, a predicted model, not a curated record
AUGACAAGCGAAAUCGACCAAGGGAACUUUGGCGAUAGCGCUCGGAAUCGAUAUCAUUACGAUAUAAAACUAAAAAGUUCACAUCAUGUAUUUGACGGUGCCGGGGAGAAUAUUCAGUACCACAGCGACAACGAAUCUUUAGCAUCGAGAAAGAGUAAAACUCGAUAUAUAAAUCCAGCAAUUUAUAUUGAAAAAGUUGAAUCUACUCAUUCGGUGACGUCACUACAAACAGAUUCCUCAUAUGUAGAUGACGUCACUCCACACCCGCAUAGUACCUAUAGAAGUAGUUCCACGCCUUACCUAACGGGACGUAUAUCUAGUGCGUCUUCUACUAGCGUUAAAAGAAAGUCAUGUAAACUAAUAAGUCAGGAUGAACAAGAUCGUGAUGACGAGACGCCGAGAUGUCAAACCUACCGUGAAGAUGCAGCAGACACAUUUCGCUUAUCUGUCGCGUCCGUUUCAACAACAACUACAGCUAAAGAAGAACGUGAGCGAACCGAAAAGAAACGACAAGAAGCUUUUCAGCAGUGGUUAGCACGUAAAGAGCAAGAGAAGAGAGAAAAGGAGCGCCUUGAAAAAACGAAAAGACAACUAGUACCUACAACCACAGCAGAACAGCGAGAGGAGUCAUUUCGACGUUGGCUGGAGCGCAAACGAACUCAAUCUGAACGUCGCAAAGCCGAGGAAAUCAUGAGGAAAUACCCUCAGAAUGAGAAGCUUGAACAAGAACGAAAGCAACGACAGCAAAAUAAAGAAGAAAAAUUAGCAGAAUGGAUACGAAAAAAGGAAGAGGACAUGAAGUUAAUGAAAACAAAGGCGGAGCGUCGUGCCGCGCGUCUCGCAAUUGAGGAAGAACGUCGACGCGUGCAGGGCGAGCGAGCUUACAGAGACUGGCUGCGUACGAGCAAGAAUAAACCGUUGCCCGUGCCUCUAAACCAAGGAGAACUCAGUAUGCGUGGCUCGGUGUCUCAAAUGUACAUAAAUCCUAUCCCCUGGCAACCAUUAACGAAAUGAGGAUUGAAAAUUUAGAUGGAAGAAUGACUAUAACAUAUGAUACUUCAGUUCAAAUAUUCGUUUUUUUAUGUAUUUUUUAUUGAGAUGCGAUAGGUAUUUAAUUACGUAGUGUUAAUAUACUGAUCUUUAACGAUAAUCUCGAUUUUACUGUGUACCAAAUAAUAUGAAAAUAAAACAAGUGUUUUAUUCUA